AAAAAAAUUUUUUUUUUUUUUUUCUCUCUACAGUUACUUUCUACUGUCUAAGAUUAUUGGUUCACUCAACACUAAUAAUGGCUACUACAAACCCCCUAGGUCUUGACCUCGACACCCAGUAUGAACCAACGUUUGUCGAACAGAACGUGUUUGAUCUCCUGGUAGCCUAUCUCCCAUCGGACUCGACAAUAACCCCUCAACAAGCAGCGGAGAAGAUCAACUCCCUUUUUCCUUACAACCGUCCGGAAGAAGAGGAUGAUAAAGAAUCUGCCGGCAAUUUUCUGGGUGAGCUCUGGGAGGUAAUGUUCCGCCUUGUUAUCCAGUUAGACUUUCAGGAACAGCCCAUGCAACGAUUUGUUGCUCUCCAUAAGGCUCUGAAAGAAUUACCUGAGAUUAUUGUCACCAAUGACUCGCAUUGGAUCAAUGGUAAAAGGGUAUGGCAAGAUCGACCCUGGUUUGCCCUGCAGUUGCAUGAAUGUUGGGCUGGGAUGACCGCUGGCCACAUAGUAAACAGCCCAGCUGACCGGGAGUGGAAAAACAUGAAUGGGCUACUGGCACACUUUACCAACGAAGGCAUCGCUAACAGUGCUGCCCGCGCCCUGAUAUGUAUCACCCAAUCCCUCGAGGAUGAUGAUCGAAAGGAACGAGCUAGAAUCAUUAACCUGUUUGUUCCAGCUGCUAGCAUCUGGUUCAUUCUCUGCGGUCCCAUAAUCUACGAGUAUUGCCAAAAUCACACCUGUGAUGACCAAGAAUUUGGGAAGAAGCUUUGGAAGGGAACACCGCGGCAGGGAUAUUCCAUCGCCCGGUGGGAAUUCUGGAGAGAUCGGUUUGAAGAGCUGAGUACGCAUUUCAUGGCGACGGAGGAGACGAGACAAGCAUGCAGGGCUGCGAUGGAUGCGAUGGACGCAGUUCCCAAAGCCAAUUGAUUCAAAGUGUAUUAUUAUUAUUGGAAUUAUCUACCUUCCAAACCAAAAAGUAUCGCGAAUUAAGUCAAAUGAAUUUUGCUAUUAUGC
Aspergillus glaucus CBS 516.65 is the source of this 1013-nucleotide messenger RNA. Its product is annotated as DUF3632 domain-containing protein. The coding region runs from base 78 to 926 and encodes 282 amino acids. NCBI's taxonomy places the organism in Eukaryota, Fungi, Ascomycota, Eurotiomycetes, Eurotiales, Aspergillaceae. The transcript has 2 exons. The record is from RefSeq and is a predicted model, not a curated record.